Molecule: messenger RNA, 2245 nt
Organism: Papilio xuthus (Asian swallowtail)
Lineage: Eukaryota; Metazoa; Arthropoda; Insecta; Lepidoptera; Papilionidae
Gene: TM9SF4
Product: transmembrane 9 superfamily protein member 4
Exons: 9
Coding region: 24-1904 (626 amino acids)
Biological process (GO): protein localization to membrane
Cellular component (GO): membrane
Source: RefSeq, a predicted model, not a curated record
GAGUAGCUUUUACUGUUGUAAAUAUGUUUACGGUUUCCUUAUCGCUGUUUAUUGUCUUUUUUAAUUUAGUAUUAUUUAGUAAUGGAUUUUAUGUGCCUGGUGUGGCUCCAGUGGAGUUUAAGAAAGGACAAAGAAUUGAAGUAAGAGCUGUUAAAAUGACCAGCAUUCAUACACAAUUACCGUAUGAAUAUUAUUCACUGCCAUUGUGCUUACCAAAAAAUGGAUCUUUUACAUAUAAAUCUGAAAACUUAGGGGAAGUUCUACGAGGUGAUCGAAUAGUUGAUACCCCUUAUGAUGUGCAUAUGGCUGAAAAUAUUAAGUGUAAACUCUUGUGCCAUAAAAAAAAUGAUCCAAUCAAUUGGAGUGUGGAAGAAUCAGAAGAGGUUGCAAGUCGAAUAGAACAUGAAUAUUUUGUACAUUUGUUGGUUGACAAUUUACCAGUGGCUACAAGAGUUAUUAACCGGGAGACUUCGGAAAAGACUAUUGAACAAGGUUAUCGAUUAGGUUUUAUGUCCAAAGGAAAAGCAUUUAUUCAUAACCACUUGAAACUUCUACUCAAAUAUCACAAGUACAGUCAAGAUUCCUACAGAGUUGUGGGUUUUGAAAUGGAAACAUAUUCUGUGGAUAAAGAUGAGUUAACUUUUAAUGAUGAACUUUCCUGUCAAUUUCCAUCUGAUGCAAAACCGCAGCUAGUGAAUGAAGACACAGGAACAAAGUUGUAUUUUACAUAUGCGGUGGAAUGGGGAGAGUCUGAAAUAGGCUGGGCAUCCAGAUGGGACAUUUAUUUGGGCAUGAAAGAUGUUCAGAUCCAUUGGUUCUCCAUUAUCAACUCUAUUGUGGUUUUAUUCUUUUUGUCAGGUAUAUUAACAAUGAUCAUGGUCAGAACAUUGAGAAGAGAUAUAGCGAGAUACAAUUCAGAUGAAGGCAUUGAUGACAUGAUGGAGGAAACUGGUUGGAAAUUAGUUCAUGGUGAUGUUUUCAGACCACCUCCUAAAAGAAUGCUCUUUGCAGCUGUUAUUGGGAGUGGGAUACAAAUUUUCUUAAUGGCACUCAUAACUAUAUUUAUUGCUAUGUUGGGCAUGUUGUCGCCAGCAAGCCGUGGUGCACUCAUGACUGCUGCAAUCUUUCUGUAUGUGUUCAUGGGUCUCAUUGCCGGCUAUUAUUCUGCUCGUCUAUACAACACAAUGAAGGGAAAACAAUGGAAGCAAGCCGCAUUUCUUACAGCCACUAUCUACCCUGCUAUUGUAUUUGGGACAUGUUUCUUUUUGAAUUUCUUUAUAAUGGGUAAACAUUCUAGUGGCGCAGUACCAUUUUCAACUAUGAUGGCUUUAUUGUGUUUAUGGUUUUGCAUAUCAUUGCCUCUGGUAUAUUUCGGUUACUACUUUGGAUGCAGAAAGCAACCGUUUCAACAUCCUGUAAGAACUAAUUUCAUUCCAAGGAAAGUACCGGAACAAGUUUGGUAUAUGAAUGUCUUUGUCUGUAUUUUGAUGGCUGGCAUACUACCAUUUGGCGCAGUUUUUAUAGAGUUGUUUUUCAUUUUUAAUGCUCUUUGGGAGAAUCAAUUUUAUUAUUUAUUUGGAUUUUUAUUCUUAGUAUUUUGCAUUUUGGUGAUAUCAGUGUCGCAAAUUUCAAUUGUGUUGGUUUAUUUCCAACUUUGUGGAGAGGAUUACCAUUGGUGGUGGAAAAGUUUUAUUAUAUCCGGUGGAUCCAGUGUCUACAUCUUAAUAUAUUCAAUAUUUUAUUUCUUUACAAAACUGGAGAUCACUGAAUUCAUACCAACUUUGCUAUAUAUUGGCUACACAGGUCUUAUGGUGUUAACUUUUUGGUUACUGACUGGCACAAUAGGAUUUUUUGCAGCUUACACAUUCAUUAGAAAAAUUUACGCUGCAGUGAAAAUCGAUUAAUUUAUUAAUUUCUAGCACAUUUAUUUUAGAAAAUGUAUGUUUUAAAUUGAUAAGAGUCACUAUUUUUAUAAACUUGAGUUGAUUAUGUGUGUUAAAUCAAAGGUCAUUUGCUGAUUACUUUGUUUGUAAAUAGGUGAAGAUUGUGAUUUAUUUGUAAUAAAUUAAUUAAGUUGGCUUUAAAUCUAAUGACACAGUCUCAAUACUCAAACAUUCCGCGAUGGAAUGUAAGAAAAAUCCUGACGAAAGCAACAUAUUAGAAUAUAUUUAUGAUGAAUAGUAACCUUUUAGAGAUUAAAUAGGCAAUAAAAUGGAUCUUGCAACAUUAAAGUACAUUUACAUGA